Molecule: messenger RNA, 1092 nt
Organism: Pecten maximus
Lineage: Eukaryota; Metazoa; Mollusca; Bivalvia; Pectinida; Pectinidae
Product: D-beta-hydroxybutyrate dehydrogenase, mitochondrial-like
Exons: 7
Coding region: 1-1092 (363 amino acids)
Molecular function (GO): oxidoreductase activity
Source: RefSeq, a predicted model, not a curated record
AUGAGUAUCUCAGGUUUCUGUGAUCCUGACCUUCUUAUCAGCGCCCCAUACUCCAUUAUGUUGUCGUUAGAGAACACAUGCGUUUUAUAUUUACUUUUAUUGAAUGUAUAUUUUCUGUUUAUUUACUGGAAAUAUUUGCUGGCCAUUUCACUGGUCUACAUUUUAUUGAGACUAACCAGAAACAAUUUUCGGCAGAAGUUGGACAUCGGCCGAAAAGGCGUGGUCAUCACAGGUUGUGAUACAGGAUUUGGUCACUUACUCGCCAAGCGACUAUACGACUUAGGGUAUAGAGUAUAUGCCGGGGUCCUCAGCCUGGAGAGUCCGGGGGCCAAAGUGUUACAGGCACGUCAGUCGGACCGGCUUCAUGUGAUCAAGCUUGAUGUCACUAAAGACGAUGACGUCCAAAAGGCUCUGGAAUACGUUAAUGCAACUGGAUUAUGGGCCAUUGUCAACAAUGCAGGAAUAUAUUUUCCUGGUGACGUCGAGUUAGCGACUGUGGAUCAAUACAAGAAAUGUGCUGAGGUUAAUCUAUACGGCAUGAUCCGGGUCACCAAGGCAUUCCUCCCUCCUAUCAGGAAGUCUAAAGGUCGGAUUGUCAACAUGUCCAGCGUAAUGGGUCGGUUUUCCAGGCCAAGUGGGUCCGUGUACAGUGUUACCAAAUAUGGUAUAGAGACCCUGAGUGACUCCCUCAGACUUGAAAUGAAGAAGUUUGGUGUCAACGUCUCAAUUAUUGAACCUGGAGUAUUUAUUGCAGCAACAUCAGUAUUGGGGCCAGAACAGCUGACACGAUUAAAGAAGGAGAUAAACUACAUGUGGGAACAAGCAUCUGAUGACGUCAGACAGACCUAUGGACGUCCGUACUUUGACGAUAUCUACCAGGGAAUGGAGAAGAGUGGGCUAAAUGUGGUCCGGACCCAGUCAGCAGAUCCAGUUAUUAACGCUAUAGAGGACUCCCUCAUAAGCGUAACACCAAAGGCCCGCUAUAUGAUCGGAGGCUCUUUUUCUAUCGUGGAUAAGCUAGCGAUUUUUGCUAAAGUCUACAGUAUUCUUCCCGAAUAUAUUUCGGAUUGGAUCUUUGAGAAGAUGAUCUGA